Stegastes partitus (bicolor damselfish) is the source of this 6170-nucleotide messenger RNA. RefSeq names its product discs, large homolog 3 (Drosophila) (gene dlg3). Bases 294 to 3020 code for a protein of 908 amino acids. Gene Ontology annotation, molecular function: protein kinase binding; ionotropic glutamate receptor binding. The record is from RefSeq and is a predicted model, not a curated record. Gene Ontology annotation, biological process: embryo development; regulation of postsynaptic membrane neurotransmitter receptor levels; receptor localization to synapse. The transcript has 25 exons. Lineage: Eukaryota; Metazoa; Chordata; Actinopteri; Pomacentridae. Gene Ontology annotation, cellular component: neuromuscular junction; postsynaptic density membrane; basolateral plasma membrane.
GAGGAGGAGGAACAUGUCACGAUCUGGGGCCGUUUUUUGCCCAAAACUUCUGGAAAGUUGACAUGAAGUAAACAGUCUCUUCUUGUCACAUCUUAACCUCAGCGGGUGGGUGUGGAUCCCAGUGCUGACCGCUGCAGCAGACUGGGAGGGUUCAGCGACUGGAUUUAAAACUCAAGAUCUCACUUGUUGUGAGGAAGGAGCGACAGUUCUGGUUGUGUAAUUAUCCGAGACUAUUGCUGCUACUAUUUUCCUCUUUUUUUUUUGAAAAACACACACACAAAACUAUCAUUUCCAUGACUUUUCACGUUGGCCACACCAUGGUGCAUAAAUAUGACACAGAGAGGGCUGUGGGGCUGCUCAGACAAUACCAGGCCAACCUGACCAGUCCGGAGGAGCAGGCCUUGAAGACCAAUGUGGGCAAAGUGUCCUCCAUCUUGGGCAGCCAGCUGUUCCGAGCACUUCUUGAUAUUCAAGAGUGUUACGAGGUGACCUUGCAACUGAACACAGCGCAAAGUGUUGUGAAAGAAGACAGCAGGGAGGAUGCGUGGGAGGAUCAGGAGGAUGAGGGUGUGUCUCGGGUACGAGUGACCAGCAGGAGGAGCCCUCACAAAGUGGAGCGAGUGUCUGGCUUGGUGGCCUGCUCCCGUGUCGACAUGCCAAAGGCCAACCCUCCCCCCAUCAUUGUCAACGCAGACUCACUAGAUGCAGGCCCUUAUGUAAAUGGCAGUGAUGGGAUGUACAAAUAUGAAGAGAUCAUUUUGGAGAGGGGGAACUCUGGCCUGGGCUUCAGCAUUGCUGGAGGAAUAGACAAUCCCCACAUUCCUGAUGAUCCAGGGAUCUUCAUCACCAAGAUCAUUCCUGGAGGAGCAGCUGCUAUGGAUGGACGGCUAGGGGUUAAUGACUGUGUGCUGCGUGUGAACGAUGUCGAUGUGUCUGAGGUGGUUCACAGUCGGGCGGUGGAAGCCCUCAAGGAGGCAGGACCUGUGGUGCGACUGCUGGUCCGACGGAGGCAGGCCCCACCUGAGACGAUUCUGGAGGUCAACCUGCUGAAAGGACCCAAAGGACUGGGAUUCAGUAUCGCUGGAGGGAUCGGGAACCAGCACAUCCCAGGAGACAACAGUAUCUAUAUUACCAAGAUCAUAGAAGGUGGAGCUGCCCAAAAAGAUGGACGGCUGCAGACCGGAGAUCGCCUGCUAGCUGUGAACAACACCAUGCUACAGGACGUGCGUCAUGAGGAGGCAGUCGCUGCACUGAAGAACACCUCUGAUAUGGUUUACCUCAAGGUGGCCAAGCCAGGACCUGUCCAUCUGAAUGACAUGUACGCCCCACCAGACUACUCCAGCACCUUCCCAACCAUGGUGGACAACCACGUCAGCCACAACUACAUGGGGGCAAUGGAGCCCAAGCCAGUGUACCCGCCCCCCCAGGUUACCCCGUCCAGGUACUCACCCGUUCCUCGCCACAUGCUGGGGGAGGAAGACUUCCCAAGCAGGGCUGAGCCUAUUUACAGUGUCAUCAACAAACCUGGGGACAGCAAGGUGCCCCAGGCCUUCUACAGAGGCUUCUGCCCUUCCCCUGCUCCCUUGUGCCAAGGUCCACUCCCCUUCUCUGGCAGGGAGCCAAGGAAGGUGUUGCUGCACAAAGGCUCCACAGGUCUGGGCUUCAACAUCGUCGGUGGGGAGGAUGGAGAGGGGAUCUUCGUCUCCUUCAUCCUGGCUGGAGGGCCAGCUGACCUGAGCGGCGAGCUGAGGAGGGGCGACCGGAUUCUCUCUGUGAAUGGAGUGAACCUAAGGAAUGCCACACAUGAGCAGGCGGCUGCAGCGCUGAAGAGAGCUGGGCAGACUGUCACCAUCAUUGCUCAAUACAGGCCUGAGGAGUAUAGUCGCUUUGAGUCUAAAAUCCACGACCUGAGGGAACAGAUGAUGAACAGCAGCAUGAGCUCAGGAUCAGGCUCCCUGCGCACCAGUGAGAAACGCUCCCUCUAUGUCAGAGCUUUGUUUGACUACGACCGAACGAGGGACAGCUGCCUGCCCAGCCAAGGCCUGAGCUUCUCUUAUGGGGAUAUCCUUCAUGUCAUAAAUGCUUCUGAUGACGAGUGGUGGCAGGCGAGACUUGUCACACCUCAUGGAGAGAGCGAGCAGAUUGGGGUCAUUCCCAGCAAGAAAAGAGUGGAGAAGAAGGAGCGGGCCAGGUUAAAAACAGUCAAGUUCCACGCCAGGACAGGCAUGAUUGAGUCUAACAGGCCAGUCAAAGUAAAGCGCAAAAAAAGCUUCAACCUCUCACGCAAGUUCCCGUUUUACAAGAGCAAGGAGAAUAUUGUGCAGGACUUGAUGGAGCCUGACCAAUGCCUGACAUCCAACACAAGUGACAGCGAAAGUAGUUCGAAGGGUCAGGAGGACACGAUUCUUUCCUAUGAGCCAGUCAUUCGACAGGAAAUACACUACACAAGGCCUGUGAUCAUUUUGGGCCCAAUGAAGGACAGAGUAAACGAUGACCUCAUCUCUGAGUUUCCCCACAAGUUUGGCUCAUGCGUACCACAUACAACUCGUCCGAGGCGAGAGAACGAGAUGGACGGCCAGGACUACCACUUUGUGGCUUCAAGAGAGCAAAUGGAGAAAGACAUUCAGGAUAAUAAAUUCAUAGAGGCGGGCCAGUUCAAUGAGAACCUCUAUGGGACGAGCAUCUUGUCUGUCAGAACUGUGGCUGAGAGGGGGAAACACUGUAUUCUGGAUGUGUCUGGGAAUGCCAUAAAGCGACUGCAGCAAGCACAACUUUAUCCGAUUGCCAUCUUUAUUAAACCAAAAUCCAUUGAAGCCCUUAUGGAAAUGAAUAAGAGGCAGACGUUCGAGCAGGCCAAUAAAGUCUUUGACAAGGCAGUUAAGCUGGAGCAGGACUUUGGAGAGUAUUUCACAGCUAUUGUACAGGGUGACUCGCUAGAGGAGAUCUACAACAAAAUCAAGCUUAUCAUCGAGGAGCAGUCUGGGCCCUACAUCUGGAUCCCCUCCUCAGAGAAGCUCUGAGCUCUCUACCGUCCUCUCUGCAUCGGUGCAGAGCUCCCUUCCUGCCUCCCAGAGACCCCACCCAAGCCCAAAUAGCCCCCUCUCCUCACCUCCUUUUUGCAGAUAUGUUUCAUAUCAAGUUUUAGUGUCAUCAUUAUGUUACUCUCUAAAUGAAAAGAAGUCUUAUCACCAUUACUGUGACUGUGCACACCCCUGCAUGAGUUUCUCAACAAAUCCAUUCAAGACUGGAAAUGCCAUUCCAAAGGAAUUUGUCAAAUGAAAACAAAAGGGAAAAGGAAUAAAUCCUUUUGUGAACUGAGACUGACUGAAGAUCAGAAUGUUUUGCAGAAAUCUAGAGAGAGGAGUUGGGAUUCAAAAAGAAGUUGCAGGGGAACAGAGACAAAUCAUACCAAGUUGGAACACUUUGUAAAUGUUCAUCAAAUCACAUUUAAAAAGACACGCAAGAUGAGAAGUUGAAGACCAAUUAAGGGGUUUUUUUUUUCUAAAAGGACUGGAUAAAAUCGAGCCCUGCUGAUGGUACUGUUCGAGGAGUCAUCUCUCUUGUUUAUAAUGACUGAGGAAAUUAGUGGAGGAGCCUACAAACUGGUGAUCUAUUUAUCACAAACCAGCUUGCUGUUUGGUCGUCUGCCAGUUGUCUGUGCUGCAGCCGAUAAAGACAUCUUGGGAGGCAGAUCAAGAGGAAGAAAUGCGUUGUGAAUCUCUACAUUUAUAUUAUGAAAUCACAAGAUAAAUGAUAAAAUCCUACUGAGAUUUUACUACAUAUUAAAAACUACACAUUUUACACUUCACUAGAAUUGUCAAUUUGGAGGGCUGUUAGAUUUCAUUUUUUUUUUUGUUUUGUUUUUUUUUUUCUUUUCUUUUUUUCUUGUGGGAUUUUUUGCUUGUGGUUUUUAGCUGCUCUGUGUAAAGGAUGGGGGUAGAGAAGUGUAACUGGGCUCUCUGCAAAACACCAAACUGCCUUACAUCAAAUACAAAUUCUGUUUUGUGACUACCUGUUGUCUGUGAGGGAGGCUGCACACAAUUGACGAGGAAAAGAGAGGAAACGUUCUCAUCUUUCCUUACUUUUUUGUGUCCUCCAACUGUCAGGAGGCCUGACUUGAGUGCAAUAGAUUUAAAAAAAUAAUUAAAAAAUCUAUAUAUCUAUAUAUAGAUAUAUCUAUAUAUAUAUAUCUAUAUAUAGAUAUAUAUAGAGUCUCACCUCUGUGGGCGCCUUUUCUCUGUAUAUCAAACUUUUUUCAGUGUAAUUAAAGAAUUUGGCCAUUGGAUUACAAUUUGGACAGCCAGAGCCUCCUAACUCAUGUUGAGCAGCAGACCACCCUAUUACACUCUCUGCCUUCCCAGAGGAUUCUCUUCUGAUUGGUCACAUGGUACUGUCCUAUCUGCCGCCAUGACGGUGGCCUUAAAACGGGUAGAACAAGACAAUAAUUGUAUUGGAUGUCCUAACGAUUAAAGAGUCAAUAUAACCUGUUUGGAUUGUCCCCCUGUCCCCCUACCAAAAACAACACUAAAGUUGGGUUUGAGUAAACCUAUAUGCUUUGUGUAUCUAUAAACGUAUGAAUUCUUCAUGAAUCUGUUGUUGGCAGGUGCUGAACCACUGUGUUUGAGCUCUUAGUGUGUCUGGGGUGAGCUAGACCAGCUCAGGAAUCUUAACGUACAGAUACCAUUUCCCCUGUGACUGAACGGCCAUGUUUGGGCGAUGACACAGAGUUUGUAGUUGUGAACAAAUGAGUACUCAUGGCACUGUCGUGUAGUUAAAGGCAUUUUCAACUGGAUGGUGUUAUCAGGUCGUAUUGCGUGUCUUCUGUUUCUUGCGGGGCUGGGAGCUUGUUCGAGGCCAUCGGUUUGGUAACCUAUGCUGUGCGGCAUCACGAGGAUUGAAAUGACCCGCUCUGCCUUUCUGUGCAGAUCUUGGCGCUGUAUGCCGACGUGUGCAUGUGAGAGGGCACGUCUGAAGGAGUCCUGUGGCCCCCAAUUCUGCCAGCAUUCUCGCUUUCUUCCUCAGCUUUUUGAAGAGUGCAAAGGGAUUUUAUUUUUUUUUUCUCCUCAGAGAGCCAGACCCAACAAGAAGUGUUAACCUAGACCUCUGGGUCCAUUGCUCUCUCCCACCCACAGAGCACCUGUACCUGCAGGCAUUUUCUGAACAGGUGUGCCCACCUGCCAGGCACCACUGCUAAACCAGCUGUCAUUACCUGUGUCAAAACCAGAGUUCAGGGAAUAACCGAAGGGAACAGAGCCAUUUAUAAACUGCUUGCAGACUGUUUCAAAGGGUGUGGUAGCUGUACAAUGUAAAUAAGCCCCCAGCAGAUCCCCCUCACCUGUGCUUCAUGCAUGUGUGAAUCAAACUGGGACAAACAUGUUUUAUAGACCACAAAUGUCAGGUAAGUAAAGUUUGAGCUACUCUUGAGAUAUAAUUUCCAUACAAAUGUGCUGUAUUGUUGGUAUUUCUCUUCAAAUGCCUAUUGGAACACUUAACUAGUCAGUUGGGAAUUCAAUUCCCUCAAGUAGGGCCUGUCUACAUGUGAUUUCUUGUGGAACGUGUCUGGGUGUAUAGAUUUAAAAAAAAAUAUAUUGUAAAAUAAAGUGAUGCAGGCAGAAACCUACACAAUAUCACAGAAACCAGGAGCGUUGAUCAAUACAUUAUUAGAAGUUUAGAAUUGGUCUUCUCUGGUGUUUAGUUGAAAUACAGCUGACUGUUAACAAUGUGUGUGGUAUUCAUACCUCAGUCAGCCAUGUCAAAGCCCAAAGAACUUGAUUUCAUUUUACUCUUUCCAUUGAGGUUGUGGUAACAAGAUGGAACCUGAAUGCCUCUGUGUGUGUAUAAUUGAUGAGGGUCUUUGUUCUGAUGAGAGAAAUGACGACAUAUAUGCUUUUAUUUUUUGGGUGGGGGGGUCAGGGUUCUUGUUUGUACUUUUGGGUGAUGAUAUGUUUAUGUUAUAGCACACCUGUGCAGUAAGUGCUUGCAAACAUGAACCCUUUGAUUGUACAGUAGUUUCCUUCCUGUCACUGCAGGUGGUACAGCCUAUCAGGACACUUGGCCUCAUGGUCUUCCCUGUCCUAGUCAUGAGGGAACACAGUCCUGCAACUUUUGUUUGGGUUUUAUUUUGGGACUUGACAAGAGUUUAUUUGUUUGAAAAUAAAAUAUGUGACUCA